Messenger RNA from Dendronephthya gigantea, 2331 nucleotides. RefSeq lists its product as uncharacterized. Gene Ontology annotation, molecular function: acyltransferase activity, transferring groups other than amino-acyl groups. The coding region runs from base 506 to 1417 and encodes 303 amino acids. The record is from RefSeq and is a predicted model, not a curated record. Lineage: Eukaryota; Metazoa; Cnidaria; Anthozoa; Malacalcyonacea; Nephtheidae. The transcript has a single exon.
CGGCUUUCUGCUGUUUCAACCUCAUGACCUCCGCAUCUCUGAAAGUGAACAUAAUAGUUAUUAACCUUUAGCUUGCAAAACCGCCAGAUCAUUUUUUACUUUGGUUUCUUGCCAAAGCUCUCUGAUGUUCACGAUAACUUUGUAUAAAACACAUAUUUCACCACUUCCACUCUCUAAAAAGCUCUUAAUUGCUAAAGCACACCUCCUCCCUUCAAUAAGCAUCGCUAUCUAACUCCUAAAAGCACUCCCAAUUUUUGCAGGGGGAUAUAGUAAAGGGGUAUUGUACGGGUUCGUGGAAGAGGUAUACUAUAGGAAUGUUUCUUAGUACAACAAGGAAGCACCGAUAGACAGGAAGUACUACAGAAAAAAAGCUUUAUUAUUAUGUAACCGUAUAAAUUAAACUUAAUAAUAUGCAUUUCAUAUAAACAAUGAUACAUGUGAUCGCUAAUCGGUGAAAAUACAAAUAUUUUAUUGAUACAAGAAGGAAAUACUAGAAGAUAUAAAGAUGUUCCGUAUUAGAAUGAUAACAGAAACUUCAAAAUAUUUGAAGAAUUACUUGCUACAAACAAGAGUGGGUGCAAAGAGACGGCCAUCAUUCGAUGAAAUUGAUUGUCAUCUUGCUUGUGACCCUACAGCAUUGUAUGCUGCGGAGUUGGAUGGUACACCAAUUGGGAUUGCUUGUAUCUUCAAAUACGAGGAUGGUUAUUGCCAUGGAGGUGGGACGUACAUUGAGAAGAACCAUCAAAAGUCUGGCUAUGGAAUGGAAAUACUUAGACACGUCGUAAAAAACUCUGAACCGAUUUCAAAUCUAACCACAUAUGCACGGACAUCUAAAAUGCCAGAAAUGUUCAAAAAAUAUCUUGGCAAUGUUGAUUUCUUGUUCUCGGCAGAGACUCAUAAUAUCAAUUCAGAAACAAGUGUCAAAAAACUCCAAGGAAACUCCAGUGAUGCUUCGUCAUAUCAUGUGAGAGAAGUUGCAGAUGCUAGCUUUGAAUCGUUGGUGAAAUAUGAUAAAGUAAUAUUUGGAUAUGAUCGGAAACAGUUUUUACACAAGUGGUUGUAUUCACCAGCAAGCCAUGCAUGUGUUGCUUUGAAUAGCGAAGGAUCUGUGGCUGGGUAUAUUGUUGCACGAGAGUCAGUUGUUCCCAAUGAAGGUUAUAAAAUUGGACCAUUAUAUUGUGAGAAUAUCAGCAUUGCAAAUGCUCUUCUCAAACCAGUACUUGAGCAAAUCAACAAGCAAGGAUCAUCCUCUUCCGUUCAUAUUUGUUGCCCAAUUGGCAAAAAUCCACAAGUUGAAGAACUUUUGAAGUCUCUAGACAGUGAAUAUGUUUACAAGCAUAGCUUUAUCGCCACAAAUGGCCUACCAAGAGGUCAUCAUGAGCAUUGGUUUGCAAUUACAUCGACAUUUUCUGGUUGAAAAUCCCAUUUGCACAAUGCUUCAUCAGACAAUAUCAUGACUGUGUUGCUGCUAUGUUCGUAACUUUCAGAUCUAGUUGCAAUUUUUGUUACAAAUUAGAGUAUAAUAUGUAAUUCUAUUUUAGGUUAUUUUAAUAUGUGUAAGAACUCUUCGAAGAACUGUAUUCGAAAAAGUAUUUCCAGAAAAUAUUCUCUAGAGUGAAAGCACUAAUAGAAAUGUUUCUAAAUACGAAUAAAGAUGUUUCGCUUGAAAAUGAUAACAAAAUCAGCAUAUUUGAAGAAUUAUUUCCGACAGAUAAGGCUAAGGAUAAAAAUGCGUCGAUCAUGUGAUGCAUGCGUAUUUUCACAAGCAAAUUGAGUCUAGGAAAGUUGAUGUUUGCAAGCGGCAUUUUUAGGACGAGGUAAUGGAAUAUUGUGAGAGUUAACCACUUUUCGUUGCUAAUUUAUAUUAUUUUUUAACUAGAACAGAGUAAACCAAGCGAGAAGUAAUGCAUAUUAAAUAGUGCUUCAUUGUUGACACAAAACAGCGGAUUACGUAAGCAUUACGUAAAUCUUGACCUUUCUCGCCUUUUGGCGUGAUUCACUGCAUGACUUUAUUAUAACGGCAUAUUUACUAAAAUGAUUAAUUGUAAUGUUUUCAAAAACAAAAUGUAAUAAAGAUUUUUUUCCCUUUACAACUGGAAAAACUAAACCUGUACGCCUCCCCCUAAAUAAAUUUCACCAUCUCCAGUUACGACGAGGCUAGAACUACGUAAUUAAAUAAAGUUGUGAACAGCAGAGGAUCUGUAGCUGGGUAUAUUGUUGAACGAGAGUCGGUUGUUCCCAAUGAAGGCUAUAAAAUUGGACCAUUAUAUUGUGAGAAUAUCAGCAUCGCAAAUUCUCUUCUCAAACCAGUACGCAGUAUGCGAAUCAACU